AUGGCGGAACAACUCAACAUGGGCGGCCUCAACCUUGGCCCCGAAGGCAUGCCUGGCGGCCGAUCCUACAUCCCGCCUCACCUGCGCAACCGCCCCUCCGCCCCUCCGGCGAUGAACGGCGGCCCCAACGGGGGCGCCCCCCCAGCGAAUGGGCUCGGCAACAGCUCCUGGGCUGCCAACGGCCAGCAGUCGCCCGCCGUUGCAGGCCGUGGCGGCAACUGGGGCCCCGGCCCCGGCCCCAACCCCGAAGGACCACCAUCCUACCAGAAUAACCGCCGUGGUGGUGGCGGCUGGGGAGGUGGCCGCGGCGGCUACUCCGGAGGCGGUGGCUACGAGGGCCACGGCGGCGCCGGUCACGCUCGCGGCUCCGGCGAUGGACAAUGGCGGGACGGAAAGCACAUUCCUGGCCCGGCUAACGCUCGUGUCGAGCGUGAGCUCUUCGGCGCCACCGUGGAUGACCCCUCCAAGCAGCACACGGGCAUCAACUUCGAAAAGUACGACGACAUCCCCGUCGAGGCCUCCGGCCACGAUGUUCCCGAACCCGUCAACAACUUCACGACGCCUCCGCUGGACGAGCACCUGUGCCGCAACAUCGAGCUUGCCCACUACAAGGUUCCGACCCCCGUGCAGAAGUACUCGAUUCCCAUCGUCAUGGGAGGCCGUGAUCUCAUGGCCUGUGCCCAGACCGGUUCCGGCAAGACGGGUGGUUUCCUCUUCCCCAUCCUGUCCCAGGCUUUCCUCAACGGCCCUUCGGCGGUCCCCGCCGGCGCCGCCGGACAGUUUGGUCGCCAGCGCAAGGCCUACCCCACCUCGCUGAUUCUCGCGCCCACUCGCGAGCUGGUUUCUCAGAUCUACGACGAGUCCCGCAAGUUCGCCUAUCGAUCUUGGGUUCGUCCUUGCGUCGUCUACGGCGGUGCCGACAUCGGUUCCCAGCUCCGUCAGAUCGAGCGCGGCUGCGAUCUUCUUGUUGCCACACCCGGACGACUUGUCGACCUCAUAGAGCGAGGCCGCAUCUCCCUCUGCAACAUCAAGUACCUCGUCCUCGACGAGGCCGAUCGCAUGCUGGACAUGGGUUUCGAGCCCCAGAUCCGCCGCAUCGUCGAGGGUGAGGACAUGCCCAUGGUUGCCAACCGCCAGACGCUCAUGUUCUCGGCUACCUUCCCCCGCGACAUCCAGAUGCUCGCCCGCGACUUCCUAAAGGACUACAUCUUUCUCUCUGUCGGUCGUGUCGGUUCGACGUCGGAGAACAUCACUCAGAAGGUUGAGUUUGUCGAGGACAUCGACAAGCGCUCCGUUCUUCUCGACAUUCUCCACACCCAUGCCGGCGGUCUCACGCUCAUCUUCGUCGAGACCAAGCGCAUGGCCGACUCGCUGUCCGACUUUUUGAUCAACCAGAACUUCCCCGCCACGUCGAUUCACGGAGACCGAACCCAGCGCGAGCGCGAGCGCGCCCUCGAGUUCUUCCGCAACGGCCGAUGCCCCAUCAUGGUUGCCACCGCCGUUGCCGCCCGUGGUCUCGACAUCCCCAACGUCACCCACGUCGUCAACUACGACCUGCCCACGGACAUCGACGACUACGUCCACCGCAUCGGCCGUACGGGCCGUGCUGGAAACACGGGUAUUGCCACUGCCUUCUUCAACCGCGGUAACCGUGGCGUCGUCCGCGAGCUCAUGGAGCUGCUCAAGGAGGCCAACCAGGAGGUUCCCGCCUUCCUCGAGGCCAUUGCCCGCGAGUCCUCCUACGGCGGCGGCGGCGGUCGCGGCGGCCGCUCCCGUGGCGGCGGUGGCCGUGGCGGCCCUACUCGUGACUUCCGCAAGUUCGGUGGUGGUGGUGGUGGUGGCGGCGGCGGCGGCGGCGGCUUCGGCGGCGGCUUCGGCGGUCCUCCCCAGAGCGCAGGCUACGGCGGCAGCUUCGGCGGUUCUCAAGGAGGCUCCGGCGGCUAUGGCGGCGGCGGCUACGGCGGCGGCGGCGGCGGCGGCAGCUACGGCAACCCCGGCGGCGCUGGCUCGCAGUCUUGGUGGUAA
This is a messenger RNA of Drechmeria coniospora, 2025 nucleotides long. Its product is annotated as ATP-dependent RNA helicase DED1. The record is from RefSeq and is a predicted model, not a curated record. Gene Ontology annotation, molecular function: RNA helicase activity; RNA binding; ATP binding. The coding region runs from base 1 to 2025 and encodes 674 amino acids. NCBI's taxonomy places the organism in Eukaryota, Fungi, Ascomycota, Sordariomycetes, Hypocreales, Ophiocordycipitaceae. Gene Ontology annotation, cellular component: nucleus. The transcript has 2 exons.